Punica granatum (pomegranate) is the source of this 632-nucleotide messenger RNA. The record is from RefSeq and is a predicted model, not a curated record. NCBI's taxonomy places the organism in Eukaryota, Viridiplantae, Streptophyta, Magnoliopsida, Myrtales, Lythraceae.
GUGUGGCACUAGAAAACCAGUGAUAAGCUGUUCUGAUGGGAUCCUCCAACUGGGGUGUGGAUACAUUGGUUGAUGUCAAUCAUGUCGUUACUGAUAAGCAGACCGUUCAUUGCAGACAAAUCAUGGCGUACUCCCGGGAUCGUGAUUUCUUGUUUUGCAGCUUGUGUGGUACUAUGUUGACUCUAAGUUCAGUCAAAUAUGCAACCUGCCCUUUGUGUAACUAUAAAAGGAGCACAAAAGAAAUCGCUGGUAGAGAAAUUAAAUAUUGGGUAACUGCACAGGAUAUUAGACGAGAGCUAGGCAUAUCGACCUUUGGUGAGGGAACCCUGCAAUUGGCAACGAUAACGAGGAAAUGUGAGAAGUGCGGCAAUAACGAGUUUGAAUAUACUCGAAAACAGAUGAGAUCAGCAGAUGAAGGGCAGACGACCUUCUAUACAUGCACUAAAUGCAGAGAUACGAUUACAGAAAAUUGAUCGAAUCUGUACCCUAGUAUUGUGUGAUCAUGAGAUUUCAGCAAAUAUACGAUAGCAUCAUUUUUGUAGCGAGGGUCGUAUCAUUUAUAAGGAGAUUUAACACUUGUCUUUUAUCUUAUGAUAGUUAAUGGAGAAAAAAGAAAUUUUUGAUUGAUCUUA